GGCUGGGAGGAGAUGGAGCCCGAGGCCGGCGACCACGGCCCGGCCUGCCGCAGUCUCCACAGCCGCCCCGGAGAGAUGAAGCUGCGGAAGAGGAAGUCCACGCUGUACGUGAACACGCAGGAGAAGCGCUCGCGGCGCCGCGAUCUUCUGGGAGAAAACACUCACCUGGUCUUGUUUACCAUCGCUCUACGAGUGUUUAACUGCUUCCUCGUCCAGACAAGUUUUGUCCCCGAUGAGUACUGGCAGUCUCUUGAAGUUGCACACCACAUGGUUUUCAGUUAUGGCUAUCUGACCUGGGAAUGGACGGAGAGACUGAGGGGUUACACUUACCCCCUCAUCUUUGCGAGCAUUUACAAGAUUCUGCAUCUCUUGGGGAAAGACAGUGUUCAACUGCUGAUCUGGAUUCCCAGACUGGCCCAAGCUCUUCUGUCUGCUGUAGCGGAUGUAAGGCUUUACUCGCUCAUGAAGCAAGUGGGAAAACAGGAGGUGGCCCGAUGGGUGUUCUUUUGCCAGCUGUGCUCUUGGUUCACGUGGUACUGCUGUACCCGAACCCUCACGAACACCAUGGAGACCACCCUCACUGUAAUUGCCCUUUCCUACUACCCUCUGGGAGGCUCAAGGUCCAGAAGCAGUGUCAGGUACCCGCUCCUGGUUGCGUUGGCUUGCCUCAUCCGCCCCACAGCUCUGAUCCCAUGGGUGCCGCUACUCUUCAGACAUUUCUACCAAGAACAGAGAAAGCUCCAUCUGGUCCUGCAUCAUUUUUUACCUGUGGGAUUUAUAACCUUCAGUUUGUCUCUGAUAAUUGAUCGUAUCUUUUUUGGCCAAUGGACGUUGGUCCAGUUUAAUUUUUUGAAAUUUAACGUGAUGCAGAAUUUGGGGACAUUCUAUGGCUCUCAUCCAUGGCACUGGUACUUCAGUCAAGGGGUUCCAGUUGUCCUGGGAACACACUUACCCUUCUUUAUUCAUGGCUGCUUCCUGGCCCCCCGGAGGCUCCACAUACUACUGCUGACCAUACUGUGGACAGUGCUGGUGUACAGCAUGUUGGGCCACAAAGAAUUCAGGUUUAUCUAUCCAGUUUUACCAUUUUGCAUGGUGUUCUGUGGAUACUCACUAGCCCACCUGAAGGCGUGGCGGAAGGCAGCUCUGAGCUUCCUGCUCUUGUCAAAUCUGCUGCUGGCACUCUACACUGGCCUCGUUCAUCAGAGAGGCACUCUGGAUGUCAUGAAUCACAUUCAGCACGUCUGCCCCAGAGGUCCUGACCCAGCCUCAGCCUCCGUGUUCAUCAUGAUGCCUUGCCACUCCACUCCUUACUACAGCCAUGUUCACUGCCCACUGUCCAUGCGGUUUCUCCGGUGUCCCCCAGACUUGACUGGAAAAACUCAGUAUCUUGAUGAAGCAGAUGUGUUCUACCUCAAUCCCUCGAGCUGGCUACAACAGGAGUUUCGGAGCAAUGCAUCACUCCCCAGCCACUUGGUCACGUUCAGUGUCCUGGAGAAGGAGAUCCAUGCCUUCCUCACUUCGGGGAGCUAUGAGAGGACUGCUAUUUUCUUCCAUACUCACUGGCCAGAGGGUCGAACAGGAAGUCACAUACAUGUCUACGAACGAAGGUUAACUGGCAGAGUCAACACAGGAGGGAACUGAACUGUGAGGAUGCCUGCAGAGAGGUUGGCAUAACUGAGGGAAACGUCUGGAGAUUCGUGACAUGAAGAGGAAGCCACUUGGGGACAGCUGGACCAUACACUACACUGAGGCAUUCUGGGAAAACACUAACACGACGCCAGAUUUGAAAGAGACCUUUGGUUUUCCUCACGUGCAGUUUAUUGUUCUUCCACAGUGUUGAGGUGUGCAAGAGUGUUCACAAGAACAAGUCAGCAAGCUCCUCACAAGCCAAUGGGCUCUUGAUCCCACAGAGAGACAAAAGCAGGAGAGUAGACAUGUUAGAGCGGAGUCCCACCUCAGCUCACUCCAGUCAUACUGCACACCUCAAGACGGCACUCACCACCCUGUACGAGAAAGCUGAGCUUCUGUAAGCUCGGCUCCUCAAACCAAGCCUUGUUUCAUGCAUAGAAUAUUUCAUGCCUGGCUUCCUUAAUAAAACUACCUUUUUUUUUCAGGGCAAAAAAAAAAAAAAGUUUUGUUU
Peromyscus californicus insignis is the source of this 2140-nucleotide messenger RNA. It is a transcript of the gene Pigb, whose product is annotated as phosphatidylinositol glycan anchor biosynthesis class B. Gene Ontology annotation, cellular component: endoplasmic reticulum membrane. The coding region runs from base 13 to 1641 and encodes 542 amino acids. Lineage: Eukaryota; Metazoa; Chordata; Mammalia; Rodentia; Cricetidae. The transcript has 12 exons. Gene Ontology annotation, molecular function: alpha-1,2-mannosyltransferase activity. Gene Ontology annotation, biological process: GPI anchor biosynthetic process. The record is from RefSeq and is a predicted model, not a curated record.